CUGAAAAGUAAAGGGGUCAAAAAUAAGAGUUUUACAAUGACUGGAAGUGGCUAUGUAGUGGAUAUAAAACACGUGUAGUGACAAAUCUGCGUGUGUACUUGUGUCUUAAUAAUCUCGUCUGAAAACAGAUCUUCGUUUCCUACACUUUCUCCUCCUAACAUUCUUACGUUGCUGAAGCUGAUCUUGCAGAUUUCGGAUCGUAUUCAUGGAUGGAGAAGGUUUCGCCGGAAAGGCGGCUGCUGAAGCCAAAGGAUUGAACCCGGGACUAAUCGUGCUGCUUGUUGUCGGAGGUCCGCUUGUUGUGUUCCUUGUCGCCAACUACGUGAUGUACGUGUAUGCUCAGAAGAACCUACCCCCAAGGAAGAAGAAGCCCGUUUCUAAGAAGAAGCUCAAGCGGGAGAAGCUGAAGCAAGGAGUCCCUGUGCCUGGAGAAUAAAUACCCACCUUAGCUUUAACUCUGUGCCUUGUUCAAAGCUUGGAUAAAGGUUAUAAUUGUCAUCAAAUUUCACACCUUUUUUGUUUGUUUGUUUUCGUAACAUUUUGCUUCCUUAACUUAUGUCAUGAGUUCUGUAUGAUAUCACUUGGGACAGCCACCCAUUUUGUUUGGUUAGACUU
This is a messenger RNA of Brassica napus (rape), 615 nucleotides long. RefSeq names its product DNA-binding protein S1FA1. Gene Ontology annotation, biological process: regulation of DNA-templated transcription. Bases 206 to 436 code for a protein of 76 amino acids. The transcript is spliced from 2 exons. The record is from RefSeq and is a predicted model, not a curated record. Gene Ontology annotation, cellular component: nucleus. Gene Ontology annotation, molecular function: DNA binding. Lineage: Eukaryota; Viridiplantae; Streptophyta; Magnoliopsida; Brassicales; Brassicaceae.